AUGGCUACAGCACUGCGAAGCCCGGUGGCCAGGGGCCAUUGCCGCUCUCUGGUUCCCUCUUUUGGCGACAGAUCGGGGAGCUCAAUCUCCUCCCUGGUUUGCUCUUCUUGUGUGCUCAAGAGGAGUUUUUCGCUGCGGAUUCGCGCGCCAGCACCGUCCCGCUGGCGUUCCAUGAACACUCCCGUUGCAGGGCUGUUCGAGCUGCCCGGAGGAAAAAGGUAAUCGCCGGACUAUCUCUUGAUUCUUGCUCUGCCGGAAAAAGAAACCUCUCGCCAGUGAGUGAAUAGCUACUUCUUCCAUCAGAUUUAAAAAACCAAUUUCCAAUUUUUCCACUACAAGUUUGACAUCGCGCGAUCUGAAUCUAGUUCCGGGGAAUCACCAUGCCUAUUGAUCAGGGCUAGAUCCACGUUCGGUUCUUCGUUUGGAUAAUUCGCGCUGUUUUCUUGGGUCUGGAUUCAUUACAUUAUGGUUUGAAAUCCCUCGCUUGUUCCGAUGAUGCAAGGAUGAGCGAAGUCUUUGAGGUUGAGCUCAAGGUCCGGGAUUACGAGCUCGAUCGACAUGGGGUGGUCAACGAUGCCGUGUACGCGAGCUACUGCCAGCACGGUAGGCGCUUCCGAAGUCAACGCCUUAAUUUUUUUUAUUAUCAUCAAAUGAUUUUCUCAUGGAAAAAUAUGCGCCACUGUCGGGUGAUCUUGAUCUCCAGUGACGAAAUUUUAGAGGAAACACAAUUUCUUCUCUGUAAUUUUCACCCGCAGUCGCUUGAAUGCCCGAAAUAGAAUUCUGCAAUGAUUUCCUCGGAGUGAUUUUGUGGUAUUCCUAUUUUGUCCUAAAUUGCUUGUCCCCCUUACUAUAUUAUCUGCAUGUGAGUCAACUUCGAGUAGACUCACUUCUUGCUAUGAAUAAUACAAGAGAAGAACCUGCAAGAAAAUCGGUCAAAUAUUGCUAUGUAUCAUAACCAAGGAUGAAGAUGAUAGUAAAAAAAAAUUAGUACUAUAAACGUAACGUUUUGCCCUUGUUUACACUUUUUAAAUUUGAGAUUUGUUCUAUCUAGAUGGGCAUUUCUCAUAUCAAGUGAGUUGCAUCACUUCCUCUAAAGAAGUGACUAGUGAAAACUGGCAAGAACAAGAAUGUAAGGGAUUUUUUCAUAUGUUUGGGACGUGAUCUUGUAAGCAUGAAAUUAUUAUUUCAUCUUACCGGCUGAGUUGACUCCCCUUCUUCAAAAAACAGAUGGCUACAUUAUGGGUCAACCCCGAUCGGUCCUGAGAUCACAUGAGACUUCUCUUCAAGAUAUAACAUUAUCAUGCUAAAUUUUUUUUUAUAAAAUCUAUAAAUAUGAUUACGGCGGUGUUAAUUUUCUGUUUUGCCUUUUAAUGUGUUUUAUCAAUAUCAGGACUCUAUAGAAGCUUCAAAAUUCAUCACAUUUUUGGUUGAUAGAUAACGCUGAGAGUAGUUACUCUUGGCUAUGGACUUUAUUAUGAGCUCUUCUUCUUCUUCUUCUUUUCCAUGUGGAUCUCACAUACUGUUUCUGCUCAUUUUCUUCCUUCAGGUCACCAUGAGCUUCUCGAAAACAUUGGCUUCAGUGCAGAUGGAGUUGCUCGUGGUGGGGAAUCUCUGGCCCUAUCAGAGUUGUCUCUCAAGUUCCUUUCACCAUUAAGGGUACGUCUGUAAUUCUUUCAUAAUGAGGCCCUUGAUGGUCACGCAUUAAAAACCCAUUAUUUUACAUUUUUGUUAGGAUUUCCAUUUACAUUGGCUUGAAAUUUUAUCAGGAUCUUACAACAAUAUGUUAAUUGAAAGCUAUUUAUGAACCUGAUAUUAUUAUGCUUUAAUAUUCUCUUUGGUUUCAUAGAAUUUCAUGGGCAGCUGGUAAUGAUUAUUUUAAAAAAAAUCAGUAAAUAAGGAAACAAUCUUUGGGUAAUUCCUUUCAUGAUCAAGCCUUUCAGGUCCUUUUUUGUAUAUUCAUUUCAUGAUUAAUUAUUCAUAUUGAUGAGUCCAGUUGUUGUGACAUAGCUCUAACGCUUGUCAUUGUAAUACACCGCUAAUUGUGUUCCUUUCCAAGCAUAUUCAACCAAUCCAGCAUCAGUCGGAAACCUUCUUUUUCUUUCUAUUCUAUUAAAAUUUCUAUUUAAAUUGUUACGAUAUAUAUCCGCCUUUAUAGAUAUAUAUAUAGAACCUCCCUGUAUCGAUAAAUUAUUUUACUGCAAUCCAGGAGUCAGAUUUUUUUAAUUCAGUAUGCAUUUAUUCUUGGGUUCUUCAUCAAUUCCCAGGCCUCCAUUCGGCUAUACAUUUUUCUCAAUUUUGUAAUGUUCUUCACGUUGGUGUUUUUGCGCAGACAAAGUGGGGAUCGGUUCGUUUUGAGAGUGAGGGUCUCAGGGUCCUCAGCGGCGAUGGUUUUCUUUGACCACCUGAUCAUCAAGCUCCCAAAUCAAGAGGUAACGAACACCUGAUCACAGCUGUUGACCUGAUUUCCUUUCUCUUAAAAAGCUUCUAGUGUUCUCACAUGGGUUUUUCUCUCUCUAACCCCUCCCCCCCCCCCCCCCCAAAAAAAAAAGCCAAUCUUGGAGGCGAAGGCUACCGCACUUGACAAAAAUGGCCGUCCAGUUCGGAUUCCUUCUGGGCUCAGAUCGAAAUUGGUGGGGGUCACAAGGGCUGAUGAAAACAACUGA
Molecule: messenger RNA, 2663 nt
Organism: Spirodela intermedia
Lineage: Eukaryota; Viridiplantae; Streptophyta; Magnoliopsida; Alismatales; Araceae
Source: the annotation of a GenBank genome assembly